Molecule: messenger RNA, 1887 nt
Organism: Parnassius mnemosyne (clouded apollo)
Lineage: Eukaryota; Metazoa; Arthropoda; Insecta; Lepidoptera; Papilionidae
Source: the annotation of a GenBank genome assembly
AUGUCUGUGAGCGCCAGCGCUGAAAAUCUGUCAACAGAUGCCCAAAGUUGUGAUGGAGGGUCCAUGUGCCUAGAGUUAGCGUUAGAAGGUGAAAGACUGUGCAAGGCUGGUGACUGCCGGGCAGGAGUCGCUUUCUUCCAGGCGGCUAUACAAGCAGGAACGGAUGAUCUACGCACCCUAAGCGCUAUCUACAGUCAACUUGGCAACGCUUAUUUUUACUUGGGCGACUACAACAAAGCAAUGCAGUACCAUAAACACGACCUAACUUUAGCUAGGACAAUAAACGACAAGCUUGGCGAAGCUAAAGCUUCAGGAAAUCUUGGCAACACUUUAAAGGUCAUGGGAAAGUUUGCUGAAGCUAUACAGUGUUGCAAGCGCCAUCUUGAAAUAUCGAGAUCCCUUGGCGACAAAUUGAGCGAAGGACGCGCACUCUACAACUUGGGCAAUGUAUACCAUGCGCAGGGAAAGCAUUUGGGGCGUGUUGGUCAAAAUGAUCCCGGCCACUUUCCCCAGGAAGUACGGGAGUGUCUUUUGCAGGCAGUCGCUUAUUACGAGGAAAAUCUCGAACUGAUGCGUAGCCUAGGCGACAGACAAGCAAUGGGUCGGGCUUGCGGUAAUCUCGGAAACACCUGUUACUUACUAGGUGAUUUCACACGUGCGAUCCGAUAUCACACGGAGAGGUUAACGAUUGCGAGAGAAGUUGGUGAUAAGGCUGCAGAGCGUCGAGCUAAUAGCAAUCUUGGGAACUCUCAUAUAUUUCUUGGACAAUUUGAAAAUGCUGCUGAACACUAUAAGCGCACCCUCGCUCUAGCCGAGGAGUUGGGAGACGCUGCAGUGGAAGCCCAGGCUUGCUAUUCCCUAGGCAACACUUACACCUUACUCCGGGAAUAUCGUGUGGCCGAAGAGUACCAUGCACGACAUUUGGCCGCUGCCAGGAAACUGCAAGACCGAGUUGGAGAGGGUAGAGCUUGUUGGUCUCUAGGAAACGCCCACGCUGCGCUCGGAAACCACGAGAAGGCGUUAUACUACGCUAAGGAACAUUACAAUAUUUCUAAGGAGGUCAGUGACGUGUUGGGAAUGGCUACCGCUCAGAUGAACAUCGGUGACUUGUGCAAAGUGCUGGGCUUGCCUAACGAAGCGGAUACGCCUGCUGAGGCCACGUCUCCGCCUGUUUCUAUGGCUUCGAGUGAAGACGGUGCACGAACUCCUUUUAACGCUCUACGUGUUCGUCGCCAGAGCAUGGAGCAGUUGUCUUUGAUUCAGAUAACACCUGAUGGUAAAAGAAAGGAGGAGGAGAAGGAGGCUGUUGAGCAUCCAAAGAUGGUAAGGGCUGAAUCAGAGGACAAUCCCACUGAGUCGUUCUUCGAAUUGCUGAGCCGUUGUCAAUCAGGGCGUAUGGAUGAACAACGUGCGACUCUAAAUUCUAAUAAGGAAAAUCGUCCGAGGUCUAAGAGCGGAAAGCUACAACGUUCCGCUAGCAGCAGUGAUAAAAACAUCGGCAACAACGAGGACAUGCUGAACAUGAUAACGGACCUACAGUCGGAACGCAUAGACUCGCAACGCGCGGAGCUUCCUCCCGCUGUAAAGAAGCCAAAUAAAGAUAAUAAAGGUGCCUCUCUGCCGGGACUUCGUCCAAAGCAGACCACAAGCACUAAGCCCGAUGACGACUUCCUCGAUAUGAUCGCACGUGUCCAGGACACCCGUCUUGAUGACCAGCGUACUGAGCUCCCUCGUCCGAAACCCGAAGAACGUCCUAAGACAUUGCCGGAUGACGAUUUCUUUGCACUGCUGAUGCGCGCCCAAUCAAGCCGCAUGGAAGAUCAGCGAGCUAGCAUUCCGUUGAAGGAAACUCGCGCCAACAAGGGCGAUUUAAACUCAAAGAAGUAA